Cynara cardunculus var. scolymus (artichoke) is the source of this 2161-nucleotide messenger RNA. RefSeq names its product pentatricopeptide repeat-containing protein At2g01860. The coding region runs from base 384 to 1925 and encodes 513 amino acids. Gene Ontology annotation, molecular function: protein binding. The transcript has a single exon. The record is from RefSeq and is a predicted model, not a curated record. Lineage: Eukaryota; Viridiplantae; Streptophyta; Magnoliopsida; Asterales; Asteraceae.
AGUAACUUUGCCGUGUGAUCUAUGCCUAUGGCUAUCUCUGUUCGUAGAGCAAGUGUUACUUUUUAUCUUUUUUUCUUAUAAUAUACCAUGUAUCAGAUCCUCUAUAUGUGCACGUUUACGCAGUUUUUAUAUGUGAUUGUUGGAAUUCGUGAGGUUUGGGUUCGGAAGGUUCUUUAUUUGAAUUGCCCAUUAGCUGUUUGAUAAAAUGUCUGUUCCAAGUGAGGUACUAUAAGUUAAGCAGAGCUGUGUUCUUUCAGCUCCAAUACUUCUUUGAAUCGCAAACUGUUUCUGCUGAUGUUGAUUUGGCUUUUCUCUGGGUUUUGAAUUGAUGUAACUAGAAACAACAAUAGCACAUGUGUGUAGCGUAAGUCAGUUACAUAGGCAUGGAUGGUGCAUUUCUCUCUUGUUGCUUUUGUAAUGUCUCAGAAACCUGUGUUUCUAUUGGGUUUGUGAAAUCAUGGAAGACUGCAAUAAAAAGAAACCAUGGGGAUAAAGUUAGGUUAAGUUUGAUGGAUUCAUCAAGAACCAGGAUUUACCUUAGAAAACCAACCAAGAAAUUCAAUGAUCCUCCUUCAACAGUUCUCGGAGUUAAUGAAUCAUUUAAUAAGGGAAUAAGACCUGUUGAUGACCGUGAGGAUUCAAUAUCUACUGAAAUGGAUGACAAAUUUGAUGUUUUGGAUGGCGGCUUGGAAGCCUACGACGAUGAAGCGGACGAACAAAGAGAAGAAAAAGAAGUAGAAGACAAUCCUGAGUGGGAUCCAGAGGAGAUUGAAACAAUUUCCUCUCUGUUUAGGGGGAGGAUUCCUCAAAAACCCGGAAAAUUGGUUAGGGAAAGGCCUCUUCCUCUCCCACUUCCAUAUAAGCAUCGACCUGUAGGACUUCCCUCUUCAAAGAAAUGGAAAAGAACUGCAAAUUCUUCACGAAAAUCUUUAUCUAGUAAAGUGUACAAGGACCCAACAUUCUUGGUCGGUCUAGCCAAAGAAAUCAGAAAUCUUCCUCCUGAAGAAGAUGUUUCCGUAGUUCUGGACAAGUGCAGUCGAUUUAUUCGGAAAGGUUCGUUGUCAUUAACAAUAAGGGAGUUAGGACACAUGGGUCUUCCUGAGCGAGCUUUGCAGAUAUUCUGUUGGGUGCAGAAACAACCUCAUUUGUACCCAGAUGACAGGCUUCUUGCUUCAACUGUUGAAGUCCUGGCGAGGAACCAUGAACUGAAAUUGUCUUUCAAGCUUGAAAAAUUCCUGAGUCUGGCAAGCCAGGAAGUAUAUGAGGCUGCUGUGAGAGGUUUCAUACGGAGUGGCAGCUUAAAACUUGCAUACAAGCUUGUUUCCGCUGCCAAGAAUGGGAAAAUGAUGCUUGACAGUGGGGUUUAUGCAAAGCUCAUUUUAGAGCUGGGAAAAAUCCCAGAUAAUCACGUGCUUGUAUUGGCCUUACUCGAAGAGCUUGGACAAAGGGAAGAUUUAAAUCUAACACAGCAAGACUGCACAGCGAUAAUGAAAGUUUGCAUCAAGCUUCGGAGAUUUGAGAUUGUAGAGAGUCUAUAUAAUUGGUUUAAAGUCUCUGGCCGGGAACCAAGUGUGGUCAUGUACACCACUUUAAUACACAGUCGAUAUUCUAAUAAUAAUUAUAAAGAGGCACUGGCUUUGGUUUGGGAAAUGGAAGCCUCAAAUUGUCUUUUUGAUCUUCCAGCAUACCGUGUGGUAAUCAAACUUUUUGUUGCUCUCAAUGACCUCUCCAGGGCUGUAAGAUAUUUUUCAAAACUGAAGGAGGCUGGUUUUUCUCCAGCAUUUGACAUUUACAUGGAUCUUAUCAAAAUUUACGCUCUUCAUGGGAGGGUGGCCAAGUAUAAGGAGGUGUGCAAGGAGGCAGAGGUUGCUGGAUUCAAGCUGGAGGAACGAACAAGGUCCCUGUUGAUGCAAUUGGACGAAUAAACAUGUGCUGACUUUGUUGAUAAAAUCAUUAGUAUGAUCAUCUCAACCUUUGGUUUUCUAAAUGCAAUCGAGUCAUUUGAUGAGCUGGUAGUAAUCUUGUGCUGAAACUUGUCUACUCUCAGUUGGGUCCUGUAAGAAUUCCACCGACCAUCAUCAAUGUCAAUGAACUUGUUAUGUUAUCACAAGUUCAAUAGACCAUUUAUUGCAAAUUUCCUGAAUUCAUUUGCUUUUACGUU